Messenger RNA from Ochlerotatus camptorhynchus, 1838 nucleotides. Its product is annotated as proton-coupled amino acid transporter-like protein CG1139. Bases 207 to 1718 code for a protein of 503 amino acids. Gene Ontology annotation, biological process: amino acid transmembrane transport. The record is from RefSeq and is a predicted model, not a curated record. Lineage: Eukaryota; Metazoa; Arthropoda; Insecta; Diptera; Culicidae. The transcript is spliced from 5 exons. Gene Ontology annotation, molecular function: L-amino acid transmembrane transporter activity.
UUGCUAAAAAUCUUCACGUAGCGUGAGAAAUUAAGCUCCGUGCGCUGCUGCCGUGAGCUGGUAAACCUCAAUCGCGAGUUAUCUAUAUCCGCGCUCAGUUCUACUCCGGAGCUGAACGCGAUCGGUCAGCGCGAAAAAUUUCACGAUCAACAUACGUCGUUGCGAAAGUUUCUUUUUCCCAUCGAGUCCUCCUCACGUUGACGAAGAUGACAAUUACCAUCUCGGCAGACGAACGGCAGCAGAAUGGAGCGACCAACGGGUCACUCUCGGAGGGCACCGUCAACAAUGGGUUCGUCCUGGACGACAUGAACGGCAAGAAGCAGAACGGAUCAGCAGCGGAAGUCGAAAACCAUUAUGGACCUCACCACGGACACGAUCACCACUACCACCUGCAUCAUCACCAUAUCCGGGAGAAGCCUGGCCAUGACUACACGGAUGAUGUGAUCACAGUGCAUGGUGUACAAGCGCAUCACAAAACAAACUACCUGGAAACCAUGACACAUCUGCUCAAAGGUAACAUUGGCACCGGUUGCUACGCCAUGGGAGAUGCAUUUAAAAAUGGCGGACUACUGCUGGCGGGAGCGCUAACCCUGUUCAUUGGGUUUGUCUGCGUUCACUGCCAGCAUGUGCUGCUGAAUUGCGCCAAAAAAGUUCACAUGGAGCAGCAGAAUAAGGGUCGACCACCGGAUUUCGCCGAAACGGUGGGGCUAAGCUUCCAGAAAGGACCGCCCCGAUUCCGAUGGUUGUCCAAACCGAUGAAAUUGGCUGUGAAUAUCUUUAUCUGCGUAACCCAGCUGGGAUUCUGUUGUAUCUAUUUUGUUUUUAUCAGUUCGAAUUUUAAACAGAUCUUCGACCGUUACGAUAUGGUCUUGGACGUUCACUACCACAUGGCAUUGCUGUUGAUCCCCAUCAUCAUGACGUCGAUCAUCACCAAGCUGAAGUUCCUAUCUUACUGUUCGAUGUUGGCAAACGUGUUCAUGUCGCUCGGCAUUGGCAUCACGUUCUACUACGCUUUACAAGACCUGCCGGCGAUUACGGAGCGACGAUUUGUCGGCAAUUUGGAUCAACUGCCAUUGUUUUUCGGCACGGCAGUUUUUGCCUUCGAAGGUAUCGCUUUGGUGCUACCUUUGCAGAAUGAAAUGAAGAAACCGCACGAUUUCCGAAAGACCUUUGGGGUCCUAAACAUCGGAAUGGUGUUUAUCAUUUCGCUUUUCACCUGCUUCGGGUUCGUCGGCUACCUCAAAUGGGGCGAAGAUGUACAGGGCAGCUUGACGCUCAACCUUCCGGAUAAUGAAAUACUGGCAGAGAGCGUCAAAAUUAUGAUCGCAACCGGCGUGCUUCUGGGAUUCGCUCUGCAGUUUUUCGUAGCCAUGAUCAUCAUGUGGCCACCGAUCAAGUGCCGAUUGAACAUUACCAAACACCAAACGCUAGCGGAGAUUUGCUUCCGCAUUUUGAUUGUUCUAGUGACCUUCGUCAUCGCCGAGUGCGUACCGAAUUUGAGCCUCUUCAUCUCGCUGAUCGGAGCGCUUUGUUCGACGGCAUUGGCGUUGGUCUUUCCGCCGAUUAUCGAGCUGAUUGUUGCCUACAGUGAACCCGAAGGAAAACCGAGUGCAUUUAUGAUUGUGAAGAACGUUUUCAUUCUAAUCCUGGCACUGCUAGGAUUCUUCACCGGUAGCUACGAAAGUCUUUCAAAAAUUGUGCAGGAGUUGUUAAUGUAGAUUGUAUUCAUUAACUUAGUUUUGUAAGUGUACAGAUGCGGGUACUAGUGUUAAAUAGAUUUAUAGAUUUACUCUAAAUGAUUAGAAAUAUGAAAUGACAAUAAAUAAGGAUCAACUCGA